Messenger RNA from Penicillium odoratum, 483 nucleotides. RefSeq names its product DASH complex subunit DAD3 family protein. Bases 1 to 483 code for a protein of 160 amino acids. The transcript is spliced from 2 exons. Gene Ontology annotation, biological process: attachment of spindle microtubules to kinetochore. Gene Ontology annotation, cellular component: mitotic spindle; DASH complex. The record is from RefSeq and is a predicted model, not a curated record. NCBI's taxonomy places the organism in Eukaryota, Fungi, Ascomycota, Eurotiomycetes, Eurotiales, Aspergillaceae.
AUGUCGGCAUUCACAUCCCACGAUGAAUCAGAUGACCAAGACUACUCCUAUGUCUCCCCAGAAGCCACUACCGACACUCCCCCCAAGCCCCAAGAGAUGACCCAACAAGAAACUUCGCAUGGCCGCAGCCGAUCCGCCAACCCGCUCCUAGGAAACGACAAUCCACUCGUUUCCGAGCUGGAGCAGGAGGUAUUGGACGAGUACUCCCGUCUUCUCCGGAAUGUGAACCAGCUCUCCGACAAGAUCUCCGAUUUGGCAGGCUCCCCCGCCUCAAUGACACUCGAUGGCCUACGUCUGCUAGAGCGCAAAACCGCGACUGUGUGCACAUUACUCAAGGCUAGUGUGUACAGCAUCGUUUUGCAGCAGCAGAUCUGGAACGAGGAUCAGGAGCAGCAACAGCAGCAACAGCAAAGCGGGGAGGGUCAAUAUGGUGAUCAGACAUACCAUGGUGGAUAUGAGGAAGGAGACGUGACGUACCAGUGA